CGCUCCCUUGACGGUAUUCACUGCAAGCGGACGGAAACGGUAUCCCAUAAUCACUGUAGUGACAUGGAUGAUUGCGCGCCGUCAGCGCGGGGCAGCUAACGUUAGACCCCGUAGACCGUUCAUCAUCUUGGUAUUGCGCAUAUCACGACAAACAAAGUAUAAGCGGUGCGUCCUGUGAAAGAUAAACACCAGGUAUAUAUGUAGAGGGCAUGCAAGGCACACGAGUCCAUCCUCACCCCUGUACACAUCGCAACUCAACUCUGUAUCUUGCUUGACCGUUUUAAUAAUGUCUGACCUACGCUCUGCCACCGUUGCUGUCAACUUGACACUGAUUGUGUUGACUUCCCUCGCUAUCAGCUGUCGUAUUGGAAGGAAGAUCAAGAUACUGAGCAGCUUCGGCUGGCAUGAUGCUCUUGCUACCUUUGCCGGGUCUUGCGCCAUCGUUCUAUCAUGCAUCCAGAUGUACGCCACGCGUCUCGGAGCAGGUCUACACGAGGCAGACCUCGACCCAGCCAACAUGGAGAUGCUCCUCAAGAUGGUUAUGGCCGCCUUGAUCUUCUACUUCACCGUCAAUUGGGCCGUCAAGCACUCCCUCCUCUUCUUCUACGCCGAGCUCACCUUCGAGCCGUGGGCCCGCCGUUGCAUCUUCAUCAUGCACAUCGUCGCCUUCUCCUUCGGUCUCACCUGCGUCGUAACCAGCAUCUUCCAAUGCAUUCCCGUGGCGAAAUGGUGGGACCCAACCAUCGAGGGCUACUGCAUCAACCUGUCCGAUUUCUCCUACUUCAACUCCAUCUUCAUGGUGGCCUGCGAUCUCGUCCUCUACAUCCUCCCCGUCAUCUUCACCUGGAACGUCAAGCUCCGCCGCCACCACCGCAUCGCCGUCAACAUCCUCUUCGCCAUGGGCGGACUCGUCCUCGCUGCAAGCGCAACACGCGUCUACUUCGUCCACCGGCUCGCCAUUAUGGGCGAUUUCCCCUUCCAAUACGCUGCAUCUAUGAUCUGCGCUGUUGUGGAGAAUCACCUUGCCGUCAUCGUCGCCUGCGCUCCUAGCAUCAAAGCCGUCCUCAUCCGCUACUACCCCAGCCUGCAAAGCAAGUUCGAGCGCAUCGUCAGCGACGAGGGCUCAAAGGGCAAAGCAUACCGGACUGGGAGCAGCGAUCGUGCUACGUAUGACCCUGAGGCUGGAACCAAUGGCAGCGAAGAUGUCAAGCUGCAGAUUGUCAAGACGCAGGAUGUCAAGAUUGAGAGGCCAGAUGCGAACCGUAUGAUUACGGGUAGCAGUGGGAAGAGUGAGGGUAGUCUGCUGGGACGGUGGUGGCGGGCGCCUAACAACUGGAAUGUCAGCGUUGAGAGUCAGGGCAAGUAAGAUGGAGGAUUGUGUAUAUUUGUAGUCGUUUCGAGGUUGAUUCCCCUUUCUUUCUGUCCAAUACCAGAUCCAUGUAGUCCUCACACCAAGUGCAU
Alternaria rosae is the source of this 1461-nucleotide messenger RNA. RefSeq lists its product as uncharacterized. The transcript is spliced from 3 exons. The record is from RefSeq and is a predicted model, not a curated record. The coding region runs from base 287 to 1366 and encodes 359 amino acids. Lineage: Eukaryota; Fungi; Ascomycota; Dothideomycetes; Pleosporales; Pleosporaceae.